Molecule: messenger RNA, 1546 nt
Organism: Hippopotamus amphibius kiboko
Lineage: Eukaryota; Metazoa; Chordata; Mammalia; Artiodactyla; Hippopotamidae
Gene: SNX5
Product: sorting nexin 5
Exons: 15
Coding region: 519-1418 (299 amino acids)
Biological process (GO): intracellular protein transport; pinocytosis
Cellular component (GO): endosome
Molecular function (GO): phosphatidylinositol binding; dynactin binding
Source: RefSeq, a predicted model, not a curated record
UCUCCUCACACGACAGCGCGGUCUUUCCUGAGAGGCGCCUCGGUGGGAGAGUGUUGCGGGCUCUGCGUCCCCGAGGCGGCCCGGCGGUCGGCGGCUUCCGCGUGGCCCGGAGCGAGGGCGGCCCCGCUCGAGGCCCGCGUCGCCAUGGCCGCGGUUCCCGAGUUGCUGCAGCAGCAGGAGGAGGACCGCAGCAAGAUCACUCAAGCUCAGACAGCUCCAUCCAUGUUGCUGAAUCAUCUUUGUUGGUGGUGAAGCUGAGGUCUGUAUCAGUGGACCUGAACGUUGAUCCCUCGCUUCAGAUUGACAUACCUGAUGCACUCAGUGAGAGAGAUAAAGUCAAAUUUACAGUGCACACCAAGACCACGCUGCCCACGUUUCAGAGCCCAGAGUUUUCUGUUACAAGGCAACAUGAAGACUUUGUGUGGCUACAUGACACUCUUAUUGAAACUACAGACUAUGCUGGGCUUAUUAUUCCACCUGCACCUGCAAAGCCAGACUUCGAUGGCCCUCGAGAGAAGAUGCAGAAACUGGGAGAGGGCGAAGGGUCUAUGACCAAAGAAGAAUUUGCCAAGAUGAAGCAAGAGCUGGAAGCUGAGUACCUCGCAGUCUUUAAGAAGACUGUGUCUUCCCAUGAAGUCUUUCUUCAGCGGCUCUCCUCUCACCCUGUUCUCAGUAAAGAUCGCAAUUUUCAUGUUUUCCUGGAAUAUGAUCAAGAUCUAAGUGUUAGGCGGAAAAAUACCAAAGAGAUGUUUGGUGGCUUUUUCAAAAGUGUGGUGAAAAGUGCUGAUGAAGUCCUUUUUUCAGGAGUUAAGGAGGUAGAUGACUUUUUUGAGCAAGAAAAGAAUUUCCUCAUUAACUAUUAUAAUAGGAUCAAGGAUUCCUGUGCAAAGGCUGACAGGAUGACCAGAUCUCAUAAAAAUGUAGCGGACGAUUACAUCCACACCGCAGCCUGCCUGCAUAGCCUAGCUUUAGAAGAGCCUGCGGUCAUCAAAAAGUACCUGUUGAAGGUGGCUGAGCUGUUCGAAAAACUUAGGAAAGUAGAGGGUCGAGUCUCCUCAGAUGAAGACUUAAAGCUGACAGAGCUCCUCCGAUACUACAUGCUCAACAUAGAGGCUGCUAAGGAUCUCUUAUACAGACGCACCAAAGCCCUCAUUGACUAUGAGAAUUCAAACAAAGCGUUGGAUAAGGCCCGGUUAAAAAGCAAAGACGUCAAGCUGGCUGAGGCUCACCAACAGGAAUGCUGCCAGAAAUUUGAACAGCUUUCUGAAUCUGCAAAAGAAGAGCUAAUCAAUUUCAAACGAAAGAGAGUGGCAGCAUUUAGGAAGAACCUGAUUGAAAUGUCUGAACUGGAAAUAAAGCAUGCCAGGAACAACGUCUCCCUCCUGCAGAGCUGCAUCGACUUGUUCAAGAACAACUGAAGGGAGGUCGUGAAUGUGAAGGAAGCCAGCAUCACUUGCACUCAGAUCAUUACCAUGGAAGAUUUAUUACCUUUGACUUUAGUUUAAAAUUAUGUGAAUAAAUACUUUGAUUUCUAAAGAUCUUAACA